Molecule: messenger RNA, 6706 nt
Organism: Patella vulgata (common limpet)
Lineage: Eukaryota; Metazoa; Mollusca; Gastropoda; Patellidae
Product: WD repeat and SOCS box-containing protein 1
Exons: 8
Coding region: 373-1584 (403 amino acids)
Biological process (GO): intracellular signal transduction
Molecular function (GO): protein binding
Source: RefSeq, a predicted model, not a curated record
CGAGGUCUUGAGUCUAACCCAGAAACUGAAAACUACACAUUGACAUAAUUCGUCCGUUAGAUGUAUCUAAAUUCCUCUUAAUUUAAGAGUCAAAAUCGCUAAACAAUAGAGUUUAUAUUUGUGCUACGGAUUAAACCAUUAAUAUAUCCCACGGACAUUUAGAAUAUAUUUUGGAGUGCAUAGAAAUUAGGUGAAACAUAAGGCUACACUAGCAUGUAAAUUAACCAAACUCUAGGCAUAUUGUUACUAGCGUAGUAGAUAUCUAGUGUGUUCUGUCUGCUAUUUCCAUCGACAAGGAAAACUCGGUCAGUUGUCAUUACUUACAGUUUUAGUAAAAGUAGUUAUUAAAAGACACAGAAUCAUAAACGCUAAAUGAGACACAACGGAUAUCCUUAUUUCCUGUUUUCCCAGCCAGAUGAAAUUGAUCAUUGUUUGAUACUAGAUCGUUUAGAUCCACAUCAUAAUAAUAAUAAUAAUGGUAAAUAUGGUAUAGAAUCCCGAUGUGUUGCCUGGGCACCAGAUCAAUCCUAUAUAGCCUGGUCUUCUGGUAACUGUACUGUACAACUUAUACCAUGGUGUAGACAAACACAAAGAAGUUUACAAAAUGAUGAAGACAUUCUACGCCCAAAGCGUAACAUUGAUUGUAAAGAAAAUGUUUGGUCACUUGCUUUUGGUUGUGGAAAAUCCCAAAGUCUUGGUACAGCCAGAUUUAAAUUUGGUCAGAAUUCCAUCUUAGCUACUGGUUUACAGAGUGGAAGAAUCAAGUUAUGGAAUUGUAAAUCAGGAUCGUUAUUGAUGGUUCUGUUUGAUCAUAAAGAUGUAAUCUCAAGUCUAAACUUUGCUCCAGACUUUAGUUUGUUUCUUGUUUCUGCUUCUUAUGAUGGAACUCUUAAACUCUGGGAUUUGAAUGAUGAUGGAAACAUGUAUCAAACUUUAAGACCUCAUAGUAAACGACUACAUGGUUGUCGAUGGUCUCCUGAUAGAAAAUACAUUGCAUGUGUUGGCGAUUUUAAAUGUGCAGUAUUAUGGAAAACAGACGAAAAGAAAAUUGUACGUAAAUUUCAGGGUCAUUAUAAUACAGUGAUGAGUUGUGAGUUCUCCCCAGAUGGAGCUUUAUUAGCGACAGCAUCUUACGAUACUCGCGUAAUAUUAUGGGAUUGUGACACAGGAGAAGUGAUCCGUGAACUUGGCCAUAUGUUACCAGCUCCCCGUCCUAUCUAUGCUGGCGGUGCUAAUGAUCAUUUUGUAAGGAAUCUUUCAUUUUCUUGUGAUGGCCGUCAUGUUGCUUCAGUUUGUGAUGAUGGAUUUAUUCGUGUGUGGAAUUUAGCCGAGGAAGGAGAUCCAUGUAGGAUAGGUGUUAGUGUUAAUAGUAAUGCACUUUGUUGCUCCUUUUCCCCUGAUGGUAGGGCACUAGCAGUUGGGAAUAGAGAAGGUGUAGUUGAGGUAUUAUCCUGUCCUCGGAAGAUAGAAUCAUUACUACAUCUUUGCCGUUUAACUGCAAGGCGCCAUCUUCCUACAACUAAAAUUGAUCAUCUUCACCUUCCUUUAAGACUCAAAGAAUUCCUCAAGUAUAAACAUAUUUAAUAUAAUGGAACUGAGUGAAUGGUUAAUUUAACUGAAAAAAAAACCCAGUGAAUAUUGGUGUUAAAUGAAACCAGAAUAUUGGUGAUUGUUUUAUCGAGUUUAAACCAUGAUAUAUGUUUAAUUUAACCAGGUGGGUGAAAGUUAAACUUGAUCAUUUUGAUUGGUGAAUGUUUCAUAUUUGUGAAUGGAAAAGUGCAAUGUUUCUUCUAUAUAUCUGUUUAUAUGUUUGAUGAUUUUGGUAUUGGAAAAAAUAAAAUGAUAUAAACUAAUGCAUCUUAACCCAUUAACACUUGGUACCAGGGUUCAUGUAAAUAUUGACUACUCUAGUUCCUUGAAGAAUAUAAGAGAAACCUGAGUGAUAUAUUAAUACCAAGGCAGACCAAAGCAAUCCAAAACUGCUGUUCCUUACACCUCCCUAAACUGUCAAAGAUAUGUGAAUUUACUGGUUCUUGCAUUCACCAAAACUAUGCAGAUGACUGGGCGGUUUGGGGGCAUUCUAAGGAACCAUAGUUAUGGGCAUUGUAAGUGGUAAAGGAGUAAUCUGUAAUAAGUACAAAAGUAAUCUGUUUAUAUUAAUAUAAAAAAAUAUUUAAUAGGGCUUCGCUAUCAGACACAACUUAAAAUUAAUUCAGAGUGCGAUUUAUGCUGGAUUUACUUUAAUUAUUUGUUUCAGAAUUUGAAAAUACUACCCUUGAUCACAUUACAAGUCAUGUUUUCUCAAGCAAACUCAAAUGACUUGUAACAAGUAGAAAACAUGGCUCAUUAUGUUAUUUUCAGUUCAGAAACCCAUAAUUACUGAUAGCACAACACUGGUUUUACUAAAAGGCCUAUGAGAGCCUUAACCACCUGGUAAAAUUACUAUCACCUUUGUAAAUUUUUGUUUAUAUAAUGGAUGUAAUAAUUGAAUACUAGGAGAUAACAUUAAAUGCUCAAUUGCCUCAUUUUGGUUUGUAUAAAUCUAUGCACAAAAUGGGAGCUGUAUUACAACUGUAUUGUUACCAGAUAGAAUAUAUAUUGAUGGAGAAGUUUAGCCAUUGUGGAUUCUUUACAUUUUUUCAUUUAUCUAGUAUUGAAGAAAUAGUUUUAUCAUUUAUCUAUUGUUGAAAUAGUUUCAACUAUACUUAACUCAAAGUAACAAAUAAAUCACUCUGUCUUUCAUUAACAAAUUAACAUAUAGUUUGUCACCGACUCUACUAAACAAGGCUUGAAACACAUGGUAGGCCUAUAAUAGUCCUGGAUUCAGUGUCUUUCUUAAGACAUUAUGGCACAAGCAGCACAUGACUUUGUUGUUAAACACUAACUGAUAAAGAUAACUACCCUGAUAAAGUCUCAUUCUGUGUCUUAAUUUAUUAUUUUCAAUAUGAAAUAAUUUGUACAUUGGGUUCUGGAAUUUGAUUUCAAUGCUAUGUGAAGCAGCAACGAUUCUUUUUGAAUUAUCUAUUUCAAUACUAUAUAAUGAAUAAAAUACAAUGAAUCUUGUAUGGCUAGACUGCUUGUGUAAGAAUUAAAGUAUGGAAGGAAUGCUUGUGAAAAUGUUUAUUGCUACUAUAUAUUCUAACCAAUAAGAAAUUGUUUGUGAACUAUAUUUUGUAACCUUAUCUGUAACUUCUAAGUGUAAUAUCAUGAUGGUGGGAAGCAGACUUUAAGUAGUGCGGACUAACUAUUUUUUUGUAAAAAUAUCACAGUUUGCCUUAAUGAUAUCUACACAUAAUUUCAGGUGAAGGUUAUACAGUACCUUUUAUUGUUAUCUUAUAUUUUACUCACGGCCGCUUGUAAAAUGGAAAAUCUUUUAAAAAUUACAACAAACAGCACAGCGGACACUUACAGCCGGCCCUUGUAUACAAUCAUUUUAUAUAUGUUUAUAUAAUUUGUGUGUAGCGUGGUCCUCCUGCACUUACUAUUAAGCUGAGGCUAAGUAUUAUGCCUAUAAAGUCUAUUAUGUUCAUAUUCAUUGUGAUUAUUACUUCUAUUUCCAUUUCUUAUGUAUACACACAUGUAGUUGUGAAUAAACUGUUAUUGAUCUCACCUAAGGAGUUAAAAAAAUAUUCCUUUUUCGGCUAAAAUGAAGGAAUUGGAAAGAAUUAAAGAGAAAUGUCAUGGUAUAGAAUGUGUAUUUCUUGACUUUACUAGGUGUCAAAGAGUUAUUUACUCCUGAAUUUGAUUAUCUCCCGUAUAUGAAUAUUAACAUAAUGGACUUUAUUCAUAAUACCUAGCCCCAGUGUUAUGUUAUUUUUGAAAAAGAUUUUCCAUUUUACAAGCGCUUCUGAUAUUACUAUGGUCAAUGCCAACAAAUGCUCAAUUCCAUCUUCUCAAAUUUUUUUAAAGAAAUUUGAGCUCAUGAAAUCUGUAAAUAAAUGAUUAAUAGAAUGAAAAUUUGAUAUAAAUUUACUUAUUAUGUAUGUAGUCCAUGUAGAGAUUUUUUUUUUCAUACCUUGUGUGUACCUCUAAAUAAUAAUCAUGAUGGACAAAGUCUUAUUUAUUUUAGAAGGUUGAUUUGAGCUCUUGUUAAUAAUCAGUAUUCUUUCGCUCUUUUUCCGUGAACUGAAAACCUCAUUCUUAUCCAGCUUUAAUUUUGUUUUUAUUGUCACUGAACCAAAGAUUCUUUUUGUUUUCAUUGAUUUGAUACAGAUUUUUUCUUUCUAAUGCCAGUAUAUUAUUGUGGUUUGCUUGCCUUAUGUUUGUAGAAAUUUGACCUAUGUCUGAGAUUACAUAUACCAUAAACUGUUUAAGUUCUUAUUGAAUAAGUAACUUUAUGUUAAAGGGACAAUAACACUCUUGCUGGCUUGAUAGCUCCAGAAAAUAAAAAAGUGCCUUAUUCUAAGUACUAGAUGUGUUAGUGUCCUACCUGUUGUGUAAAUUAUCCAUUACAUCCUAUUUUACUUGUCCAGAGGGUUCGAAAAUAUUUUUAAAUCAAAGUUUUGUUUGAAAAGGUUUACGUUAGACGUUUCAAACCAUUAUGUUGAAUUUUUCAAAAUUUUUAAAUAAGGUGUGUUAAGAUGAAAUUUGUAUCAUCAAUUAAUUGAAAUAUUCUAAAAUAGUACAAUUUGUUGACCGAAUAAAGAUUGGGACAUAUUAUUCAGUUUCAAGAGUGGUAUUGAGCCUUUAAAGAAAAGUUAAUAGAAUCAGUUUUUGGUAUACAUGUAAUUGUUUUCUUGAGUGUUAUCCCAAGUAUCAAUUAAUUUGUGGUUAUAUUCUUUUAUUUUAGAGCUUCCUUGACACAAAAUUAUAACAUUAUUAUUGAAUGACAUUAUAAGUAUAAUUGUAAUCUUAGGGCCAAAAUUAUAAUCGAGUCCAAUGUAAAUUGAUAUUUCAAGGAACUGCAGUAAUAUAGGUCAUUCCAUUAUACACUUCUGUGUUUUUGUAUGAACUGAUUUGAAUCUUAAUUGCUUUGAAGCUAUGGAUUAUUUGUAAAUCUUAAUAUUUAAAUUAUGAUUUAAAACUUACUCUAUGGAUUAUUUGUAAAUCUUAAAUUAUGAUAUAAAAUGUACUCUAUGGAUUAUUGAAUUUAAAUUAUGAUUUAAAAUAUACUCUAUGGAUUAUUUGUAAAUGUUAAAUUUAAAUUAUGAUUUCAAACAUACUCUACUUAAGUGCAGCUAUUCAGUGAUAUUUCCAUGUCUUGUUUUAUUAUGUAGAUCUUUGUGCUAUUUUCUCAGUUUAAGUCAGAAUAUUUUAUAUAAUGAUUACUCAGUUUUGAUUUAAAAAUGAUAGUUUGAAUCAUAUCUACUCACAACUUCUAAAUGCCACUUAUAGCAUUGAUAAUCACCUUUAACAGUCUUUAACCUUUAACUGUUUUUCUUUGCAUUUUCAUUGAUAUGAAAUUUAUAAUGUUUCUAUUAUGUACCAAGUAUUAUUAUUUUCUAUAUUUACCUUGUAAAUUAUUACAUUAUAUUUUAUUAAUUUGUUAAAUGUUAUAACUUGUGCUUUAAUUUGUUUCAGGAUAGCAGCUAUAUAAAUAAUUAACUGACUUUUACAGAAAAAAAAACCCAACAACUAAAAAAAACCCAUAUGUUUAUUUCAUUAUAUAAUGCGGCUAAGCUACACCCACAAUUUUCAUGAAAUUUGUAUGUGACUGAUAUACAGAAAUUGAAGCUUUUUAGCCUGCAUUUGUUGUAAUGUAUAGUAGUGUUACGGAUAUGCCCAUAUUCAACAUUCUGGGCCACCUUGGAUCUUAAGAAAUCUUCCACAUACCGGCACAUGUAGAGCCAAAAUAACUCUGUACUGUCAAGUUGUUUUGUUGGUUAAUCAAGUUUUUUUAUUUAAUUACAUCUGCCGAUUAUUCAUGGUAUAUAAUGUAGUGUGGUCAUGUUUUAUCAUUAGUCGAUUAAAUAAUUGAUCUCACAUUGAUCAAAGACAACCCGAUUAAGGGCAGUAAACAGUGUUUAAACAAACAUAUCAAACACUGCUUGAAAGACUGAUUAGCCUCUUUAAUGUUGGGGUAUGUCUAUGAUGGAUGUGACAUUCCAAAUAAACAACUGCUGAAACCUUUGGAAAUAAUCUCAUGUUAAUUGUACAUAUUUUAUUUUGUUCAUUUGAAAUUUUUUUUAGUGUUAUUGUGAUAUGUUUUUGUAAAUAUGUACAAUUUAGUCAGAAGUGGUCAUGUAGUUGAAGCCAUAGUGUGUCCUUAAACAAUACCUACAAUAUUAAUACUUGCAGUCCCAUUUUAGAUACCCAGACAUUAUUAAACUCUAAGUACCUGUAAUAUAGGAGGUUAAUGGGUUUUCCCAGAUUUGAUGAUCUUGCAAUAUUACACUUAUAUUUAUUAUUGAUUUAUGGCUCUAAAUAUAAUUGUAAUGUGUACCUUCAAAGUAUUAACUCUUUUAUAUUGUGCAUUUUCACACAUUUGAAAUUGUAUAAUUGAGGUUAUAAUAUCCAUGGUUUCAGAUAAAUAUGACCAACAUUACUGCAUUUUACUAGUGAGUAAAUAGCACCUGGAGACAUUAGAAGUAAAUAGACACAUUCUUAAAGGUUGAAUUUUUGUAUUUGAGUGUAUGACAUUUGAGUUUUUGCUCAAAUAAAAGUACUUGUUUAUCAUAUCGUCUAUAUACAUAGAAAUAUUUAUAUACAUAUUGGAAUAUGAUAUCUGGUCUGUUGGACAUUUCUGAAUAAAGUAUAUUCUCUACAA